CAGGUUGUGACUUGUGAGUGGGCUCUGUCGGGCCGACCCUGGCAUUUUCAUGCACGCCUCAGAACUUGCAGCCAACAGACAAAACGAGCAAGUCUGAUUGGCCCAUUUGUGAGGGAUAGCGCCCAGCCUCACAUAUGCCAUUGGUUCCCAGUGCCUUGUGAUUUCAGGGCAAAAGGUGUGGGUGUGAUGUGGUGUUGUGGAGCUCGAAGCGAGAUGAGUGAAAGAGAGGAGCAUAAAUUGCUGAAUACAGAGAGCCCACAAGGGAAUCCAUCUUUUGCUUUUAUUUGGACACCCAAAUCACCUCGGACGGAAGCCCUCAAGAUGGAUUCACGGGAUUCGACAGACUCGAGGUCUUCGACGGCAACACUGCCAGAAGACCUAGACUUCACGCCCGAAGAAGUCCCGGAUUACCUUUUUGCUGACGAAGAUGCCAGGCAGGCAACGAAGCGAUUCGUCGUUGCGGUUGACUUUGGCACAACAUACUCAGCCGUCUCAUAUGUUGCCCUAGAGAAGGGAGAGUCGACCGAAACCAUUGGAUUGAAUCGCAUACGGUCAAUUAAGAAUUAUCCCGGCGACAGGAACAACGAUUCGGGUGACCGGAUGAAGUUUGAGGUCCCUACAGAAGUUAUCUAUCCCUUGGAUAAACGGUUCCGCGAGAAAGACAAUCUGGCAUUCAAUGAAAGGAACCAGAGAGAAGUCCCCAGCGGCGGAGAAGAUGCCGAUGCGGAUGCGGACACUUCUGACGAGAAUCCCGAAGCAACCGACGGCGAAGACGCGGACGGUGACGUGGAAAUGCUUGAUGUGGAUAUGGAAGACGACGUGCCGUCCUUCCGCUGGGGAUACGGGGUCCAUGAAGCCUGGAGUUAUCCAGAGAUGCAUUCCGACGCAACGAACAAGCCGCUGGCGCGAUUCAAGCUGUUACUCGACAACAGUCCCGUCACGAAGGAGGUUCGAGAGAAUCUCAGUCAUACAAUCGACACACUGUGCGAAAAGAAAAUCAUCAAGAACAAGGACUACUCUCCAGCAGUCGACAUCAUCGCCGAUUAUCUAACCUGUCUCCUGCGCCAUGUCAAGAACGAGCUCACCGAAGUUGGAUUCACGAAGGACCACGCCCUCGAAAUGGUCCUGUGUGUCCCGGCAAUAUGGACGCAAAAGGCGUGUCGGGACAUGCAGACUGCCAUGGCAAUGGCUAUGAAGAGAGCCGGGCUUCAAGGCGUCGAUGCCCAGAAUAACAGCAUCGAGAACCUCUUCAUCGUCUCCGAGCCCGAGGCCGCUGCCGCUUACGUUCUGGAGCUGAACCAUGAAAUUAUUCCCGGUGAUACAUUCGUGUUGCUCGAUGCCGGUGGAGGCACUGUCGAUGUCAACACCUAUACAGUUGGCCAGACUACUCCGCUGAGGCUCUCUCGCGAAGUGGUAAGGCCCCACGGGGGACUCUUCGGGUCCAGCUAUAUCAAUCAGGCUUUCCGGAAACUUCUUCGGGGGCUGAUCAAGGAUGAAGAUUACCUCGAACAGGGGUUGGAAACGUUGGACGGAAUCGUUGAAAAGUACAUGAUCGACGAGUUUGAGUACAAGUUCAAGCGGAGUUUCGAUUAUGACAUGACAACUGGCCGAAAGCGAGUGCAAAUCCCCUACUUGAGAGAAAACCUUCAGAGAGGUAUCAGGUUGAGUUCCUUCUGGAUUCCUAGGGCGAAGAUCAGGGAAAUGUUCAGCACCUGUUUCAACGGCAUCGCCAAGCUCAUGGAAGACCAAAUCGAGGCUGCCAAGCUGGAAGGGGUCCAAGUUGAUAAAGUAAUCCUCAUUGGCGGCUUUGCAUCUCUACGUUCGCUCCAGAAGUUCCUGGACAGGCGACUCCGAGACUAUGAAGAAGCUAACUCCUGCAAAAUUGACUUGAUCACUCCUCCUAACACUGCCACAGCAGUUGCUUCCGGGGCUGUCUUGCGAGCGCUCAAUAAGGAACAAGGCCCGAGGAGGUUGGCCCGGUCAAGCUAUGGCAUCCUCAGAACCGAACCAUUCGAGGAGCAGGAGCUUCCAGAGCACAAAGGCGUCAAGCCAUUUGUUGAUCGCUUGGACGGGCAGGAGUAUGUCAAGGACACGAUCGACUGGAAACUCAAAUUGGGCCGUGAAGUUGAACCCGCCUGGAAAUGCGAGCCGUUCCUCUGCAGUCAUACAUUCAAAAUAACCGCCCCCAAGCUAGUCUGCAAGGAGGUGCUCUACGUAUCGGAUAGAUCGACAGAAUCGCACUACAAGAAGAAGCAUCCAAAGAACGAAGGCGCCGAGAAGGUAGGCGAGAUCAUUGUCGACUUCACCUUCCUCCGCGACCAGGGCUUGAUUCGGCCUAUAGAGCCGGCUCCCGGCUCGAAGGGGAAGAGACACUACAGGAUCAACUACACGAUGGGCAUCAGGGUUGUGGACAGGGACUUGAAAUGCGUCGCGGUUUACAACCAGCAAGUCGUGAAGAAGUGCCAGAUCAAUAUUGCGCCGGCUUUUUGUCCAGGCGUGAAAUGAUGUUUCACUGCAACAGGGGGCGGCGAGGUUCUUCUGUUGUUUAGGACCAUUUACCUAUCUUCGUUGGAGUUGUGGGAAUCUAGACUCCAUCAUCAUAAAGGGAGUUCCAACGCGGCUGUAGCGUUUACCUCAGACGGGAUACAUCGGCUUUGUCGGGGGAUUCAAAUCCUGGUAUUAAAUCGUUGAAAGUCUACCUCAGUGGGUGACCCCCUACAGACUCCAAAAGCCAGCUCGAUAUCCGUGAUAACGUCGGGGCAGCGAAUGAGGAACUCUAACUGUAUAUUUGAAAGCAUAGCUUGCCAACGCCUCUGACAAUAAGGUGUAGUUAAGUAGCUCACUACGUUAUUUGCAAUCUCACCUUGAGGAAGCCCUAAUUAGCCAACUCUUCCUCCACAAAUACGGUUGCCUGAGAUAGAAAGCGGAACCCGUAGGGGACGUCUAAUUAAUCGAAGACGAGGACAAC
Messenger RNA from Phialemonium atrogriseum, 2968 nucleotides. RefSeq lists its product as uncharacterized. The transcript has 9 exons. NCBI's taxonomy places the organism in Eukaryota, Fungi, Ascomycota, Sordariomycetes, Cephalothecales, Cephalothecaceae. The record is from RefSeq and is a predicted model, not a curated record. The coding region runs from base 187 to 2505 and encodes 772 amino acids.